Messenger RNA from Rhinopithecus roxellana (golden snub-nosed monkey), 4695 nucleotides. It is a transcript of the gene RYBP, whose product is annotated as RING1 and YY1 binding protein. Gene Ontology annotation, biological process: positive regulation of DNA-templated transcription. Gene Ontology annotation, cellular component: nucleus. NCBI's taxonomy places the organism in Eukaryota, Metazoa, Chordata, Mammalia, Primates, Cercopithecidae. The record is from RefSeq and is a predicted model, not a curated record. Gene Ontology annotation, molecular function: DNA binding; transcription coregulator activity. Bases 215 to 901 code for a protein of 228 amino acids. The transcript is spliced from 5 exons.
CACUCGGCGGAGGCGGCGCUGGCGGGGACUAGUCUCGUCCGGAGACUGGCAGCGGCGGCGGCGGCGGCGGCCGGAGCUCGAGCCCCAGCGGCUGAGGGCGGGCGGGCGGGCGCGGGGGAGGGAGGGGGGCCGGUCCGCGACGACUCCCCGGACGGCGUUUCUCCUCCGAGCGGCGCCGGUUUCGGCUUGGGGGGGGCGGGGGUACAGCCCAUCCAUGACCAUGGGCGACAAGAAGAGCCCGACCAGGCCAAAAAGACAAGCGAAACCUGCCGCAGACGAGGGGUUUUGGGAUUGUAGCGUCUGCACCUUCAGAAACAGUGCUGAAGCCUUUAAAUGCAGCAUCUGCGAUGUGAGGAAAGGCACCUCCACCAGAAAACCUCGGAUCAAUUCUCAGCUGGUGGCACAGCAAGUGGCACAGCAGUAUGCCACUCCACCACCCCCUAAAAAGGAGAAGAAGGAGAAAGUUGAAAAGCAGGACAAAGAGAAACCUGAGAAAGACAAGGAAAUUAGUCCUAGUGUUACCAAGAAAAAUACCAACAAGAAAACCAAACCAAAGUCUGACAUUCUGAAAGAUCCUCCUAGUGAAGCAAACAGCAUACAGUCUGCAAAUGCUACAACAAAGACCAGCGAAACAAAUCACACCUCAAGGCCCCGGCUGAAAAACGUGGACAGGAGCACUGCACAGCAGUUGGCAGUAACUGUGGGCAACGUCACCGUCAUUAUCACAGACUUUAAGGAAAAGACUCGCUCCUCAUCGACAUCCUCAUCCACAGUGACCUCCAGUGCAGGGUCAGAACAGCAGAACCAGAGCAGCUCGGGGUCCGAGAGCACAGACAAGGGCUCCUCCCGUUCCUCCACGCCAAAGGGCGACAUGUCAGCAGUCAAUGAUGAAUCUUUCUGAAAUUGCACAUGGAAUUGUGAAAACUAUGAAUCAGGGUAUGAAAUUCAAAUCCUCCACCUGCCCAUGCUGCUUGCAUCCCUGGAGAAUCUUCUGUGGACAUCGACCUCUUAGUGAUGCUGCCAGGAUAAUUUCUGCUUGCCAUGGGCAUCUGGCCACCAAGGAAUUUCGCACCCUGACGAUUACUCUUGACACUUUUAUGUAUUCCAUUGUUUUAUAUGAUUUUCCUAACAAUCAUUUAUAAUUGGAUGUGCUCCUGAAUCUACUUUUUAUAAAAAAAAAAAAAAAAUCUGCUGUGCACAAUUUUCCAUGUACAUUACAACUGGUUUUUGUUUUUGUUUUGUUGCGGGGGGAGGGUUGGGAGGGGGAGGGAACUUUUAUUUAUUGUGUUCACAAACUCCAUCCUUUCAGCAUAUCCUUUUAAGUUUAGUUCUUUCUUCCAGUUAUACUAUGUACUAUCAGUUUUGAUAUAACUAUAUAUAUAUAAAUAUAAAAUUAUAUAUAAAGGGUUAUUUGAAACCAAUCCAUGGCAACGCUGGUGCUUGAUACACUGUGAAGUGAAUACAACAUUGAACAGUUACAGAUCUGGGACAGUCCCUUCUAUGAAAGUGCUGAAAUUUAACUAAAAUCAGUCUUACAUGAAGUAUGUUCCAAUCCAUGUGGGAACUUGACUCUCUCAUCUGUCUAAAGAAUACUGGACGACAUAAAAAUAUAUAUUUUUUAAACAAUGUGAUCUCAAAUUUAAAGACUGCUCCAGAUAGCCUGCAUUUGCAAUGAAAUAACUGACAAAUCACAAGUGGUUUAGUUGGGGAGGGCUUUGAUCAUUCAGAAGUAACUAAACUAGCUCCAGAAUGCCAAGUAUUCGUGUAAAUUAUGGUUACAUGUUAUCAUUUGCUGUUCUUACAUAAAUACUCAUGAAAAUAUGGUAUUCUGUAACUCGAAUUCCAUCCUCCAUUUUCCAGACCUCUACUCAUGUCUGAGGUAAAUCUAGAAAUUGUUUUAGUUUUAGGAUUGAAACGGUCUAUAAACUGUAUUUUUGGUCCAUGCAGGAAGCUGUCCCUUGUUUCUACAUGACAUUGCAGUGGUGGUUUCUGUAAUUAAAAUUUGUUUGCCUCAUGUCCCUUCGUCUCAUAAACCUUCACUCUACCGAUUCGGUUGUGAGCAUUCUUUGUUUUUCCUUCUCAGAACCUACUAUGAGUUGUUUUACUGAACAAAGGUUAUCAACCACACAUCUAGUCCUGACAUGGAGCUUUUCAGUGUUUGGAGACGUUUCUCAAUCUCCUGCUGUGGUAGGAACUCCAGUGGUGAAUGGCUUGCGCGCCUGCAGCCAGAGUUGCAGGGAAAGCUCGUACUUACUGCGAGCAGCAUGUAAUCUUUUUUCUUCCUGGACGUAAAGAUAGCUUGAAUAAACUGUUCUAUUUCAUUCUCUUCACUCUCUUUACUGUCUUGCAAAAAAAAAAAAAAAAAUAAUAUAAUGAUAAUCGAAGACCACUAAUACAAUUCCACCUCUCCUUAUUAAAAUAAUUUUUUAAAUUUUUGUUUUGCUCUUGUUUGGAUGUGGGGUCUCUCUUCUAUUUGACUUUUACAUUUAGAUACAGAGUUUGUAGUACUUCAGAGACAUUUCAAGCAUGAGAAUUUGAGGUUACCUCUCUUUAUUUGACGUUUAGGGACUCACGGGAGGGCAGCCUAAUUUGUAAUGAAGCACCACAUUUUGGUGUUAAAAACCUGGUUUGCUUAAUAAUAGAAGUAAUUUCUGUCUGUGGAGGCAACAAAUAAAAAAAUUAACAGCUUGAAUUGAGUAGCCAACAGGAAAGGUUCCUUUCACAUUUACAUUAAAACUAUUCUGUAGUCACUAAUGUACCAUAAUUUAAAUUCUUUUCUCAAAGGUAUAGAUUAUAAAGCAGUGCCAUUUGUUGCUGUGGUCCUAUUCUCAAAUGCAUGGACAAUGUUCCCCCGUUUUUAAAAUAAUGCUUGUGUCUGGGAUGCAAGCUACGCUUAUCUUUUUAAAUACAUUUUUAAGGUAUUUAUUAAUGAACCAAAGGAAAUCAGAUGCUUUCUUUAGGCAUCAGAAUAUAUAAUACAAAGUGAUUUGACUAUGAAUUUUCAAUCCACAUUUUAAUAUUAGUGGGAUAUUGCAAAGACAUUCCUUCUAAAGUUUUAAUAUUCCUUUUAUUAAGGGUCUCAGGGAGGGUAAAUUAGUCAGCCAUAUUUAUUUUCCAGAGGUUUAAGGAAUUGCUGUUUUUAACUUUUUAAAAAAAAAAAAACUUAAAUGCCACCAAACUCCUGUAGGUUGCACUGCUUUUUGAACCAAUAAGUGUUGGUAUGCACUUUGUUCAGACACACUGUGUACUUUUUCAAAAACUAGUUUCAUGUAAAGUGAUUGGACCCCAUAGAUUAGUGGAAAAAGCUGAUUAACCAGCUACUCAUAGGCUGCUAAUUCAUUCAUGCCAAUGUUUUGGUUUUUCAGUUUUGCCUCCGUGAUAAAUUAAAGAAUGGGGAGGGGUGAAGGAAGGGGAGGAUUGCUUUAGAACAAGUGGCAUGAAAUUACCAUCUUCAUAGAAACCACAGCUAACAGUGGGAGUUAUCUAAGCAAUCAGAUUGGAUAGGGCCAGCCCUUUAGUUGCUGUGGUGUAUUCUGUUGGGUAGUGAGGUAGUAGGUACUUUAUAGACUUUUAAUUUUGGAAAUUGAUGACAUCCCUCAGGCAUGUAUUCUGGAAAUGGAACUCCUGUAACUUCCUGUGUCUGCAGUUUGCCCUACAAUUAGUAGGCAGCGUGUAAAAACACUAGUGUAGAUUAUAAAGAUAUAUAUUAAAAGAGGACCAGAAAUACUUGGUAUUCAGUGGCACAGAAAGCAGGUUAAACAAAAAGCACAGUGUUAUGCUUGCAAGUUUCCAUUUGUUUUAAUACCACGCAAUCUUUUACACUCGUGCGUGUGCACGCGCACAGAGCUUACCUGACUUUGCUCUGCUUGAGUCAUGCAGUUAAAAAAAAAAAGACAUCUUGACACCCACACAAUAUUCUAAUCAAAACCUUUCAGUUUCAAUCUGGAUAUUUAAAAACAUUGGCAGAAGCUUCUGUGAGUUUAGUUCCACUAAGAUGUUUCACCUGCCUUAUCAAGACCAUUCUCAGUCUACUUUUUUAAGCUACCGUAUCUUAAAUUAUUGAAAAUUUAUUAAUUGCUGAAUAUAUAAUAACCUUUGCUUGUAUGUAACCGAAAAUGGUUUAAGAGCCAACAUUUAGAGUAUGACAAUGGAGCUGAACAGUUUUUAAUGCGCAAGCAGUUCUGUUCUUGUGUAUGACUUGUAACCUUAAUUUACUGUGUAAAGAUGGUUACAUUAUUUCCUUAGCUUUGUUUGUUGGAGACAAAUAGAGAAUGCUUGUUAAGUAUGUCAAAACAAUCUUAUCUUGUGAAUUUUUGUUAAUGUAUUAUACGAGCUAUAUUUUUCAUUUGCCCAGAAAGACAGCUUGUAUAACGCUUUUGGAAGUUUCUGCUCUGUAAUGUCUUUAGAGCUGACAGUCUGUUAGGUUUGUUUUUUUUCUUCAUGCUAAGGUGUCAGUUGGUGGUUUUGUGAACUGGUCAAAAAUUCACAGGUCUUAAAUGUUUUGGGGGAAAUUUAUAUUGGACACUGCUCUUUGUCUAGCAAAUAAAAGAUGUUAAUAUAUUCCUGUUACUGGCAUGUGCACGACUAUGUUAUUAGAAGCCACUUUAUCAUUUUCCUGCUUUAAAUAGAAAUGUCUAUUUAUGAAUUCUGCUUGUAGUUUUUUCACAAAUAAAAUAGUAAAAUUUACAUUGGAAA